AUGAGCUUUGCUCGACGGUACGUUCUCGAGUACCUCCCCCUGUUUGCUUUAGACCUACUACAAAGACAUUACACUGUACACGGACGCAACCAGAACAACGAAGAAGGUCUCCCACCGCAGGGCAUAAUACCCAAAUCCGCUGGCCGAACACCGAUUGCCUGCAGCAACUGCGCGAAGACCAAAACAAAGUGUGAUAAGAAGUUUCCGUGCAGUAGGUGCGCGCAACGAAAUCUGAAAUGUACACUACGUCCGACUCGUAGGGCCUCGAAGAAUGUGACUAGGGUAAACAUACCGGUAGAGCGUGCCGGAAGCGGAAGUUCGAGUGACAGUGGUGGUAAUAUGGAGGUCCAGAGUGUUUCGCGAAACAACUCUCCAUCUCGAGAAGAUCAGAUCCAGGAGGAAACCGCAGAUUCUUCCUCUCCGCAGCAUCUCCAGCAACCUCAACCGACUCAACAACUCCAGAAUAGUCAGUCGCCAUCGCAAAGACACUCACAAUCGCCGUCAGUAACACACUCACGAAAUCCAUCUGGGACACAUGCCGUACAACUUCUCCAGAGCUCGGCUUCAGAAGGCAAACCCCUCCACGGGACGCUCUCGAGCGCACCCCCCUUCGUCGACCAUUCUCCCACGAAUGGUUUACCCCAUCCACCUCCCUCACUGUUGUCACCAUUACCCACACCUGUCCAUGGAAGCAGUGGGUUUAUUUCUUCGACGCCCAUGUCUGGCUACGAUGAGUUUGUGAGAACAGUGCGAGACCACUCCGACUCUAGCCCGCCGUUUCUCAUGGAUCCUUGGAAUGCUAUACCAAUUAGCGUAGACUUCGAUCAUAUGAGAAUUGAUCCGUCGCUAAUGAUGUCGAUGAACAUGGACAUCGGCAUGGGGUCUCACGCAGAUAGCCUUCUCGGCAUGAUUCCCGCAAUGUCCCCACCACAAGGAUAUGGACCGAUCCAGACGCCCCUCCAGACUCCUCGAAUGGACGAAUCUUUUUCGGAUCUCCAGCUCGGAAGCUCGGCGUCCAUGUUCUAUCCCUCGAAUAGACAUUCGUCGAUCGUAGACACGGGUAUUCCUGACCUUGGUGCUAUCAUUGCGGCUCAAGAUGGCUGGACGGUUUUUCGAUGUACACCAUCAAUCCCGUCGAACUCGUGUCCUCGUACCGCAAGACUGAACCUAGAGCGCUUAGAGCUUAGCCUGAAAAACCACGAGGGCUGGAGCAAUUGGUCGCCGUCCUGGGAUGAGACCGACUUUCAACAAGGAGGGCAAGUAGCGGUUGCGAAGUUGCAGGAAUGCACGCGUGACAAGCUCCUCGCAAUCACACAGGCUUUCCUGCACAAAGCCUUGGACAUCCAUAAAGAUGGCCAGAGCACGUCAUCCAGUAGCAGUGAAUCUCCAGAGUCGUCGGCAUCCGGGUCCAAUUUUGUCCUUCUUCCCCCAGCACGUGUUUUGGAACACUUUCUCAAAUCAUACGCCAACUCAUUUGAACGCUACUUCCCCACUUCUUCAAGGGGUAUCCUAGACGCCAAUGAACUGAUGCAAAACUACAAUGAGAAGGCAUCAAGCCUGCUGAUUCUCAUGAUGAUUGCACAGGGCGCCAUGUCGAUACCGUCAAUCGAGGCGAGGUUGUUGACUGGGGGAUUCACUGAAGCGUGCCGCAUCUCGUUGUUUGACCUAAUCGAGAAGAAUAUCAUCAUGGCCGGAGAUCCAAUAGUGCUACGAGCUGCUUUACUCUUCACUGUUCAGGCCGCAUGGAGUGGCGACAAGUGGCAGAUGGAUAUUUCGAUGGGCCAGCGAGGGAUGUAUUUUUCGAUGCUGCGCCACUCCGGUAUCCUAGAAUCUCGGCCGGUCAUAUCAUCGCAUAUGGGUGGAAACUCUACGACAGACUUGCUGUGGCGGGAUUGGCUGCAGCAGGAAAGUCGAAGUCGCCUCAUCUACUCCUGGGUUAUGGUCGACCAAGAUCUGUCUUUGUUCCACGACACAGCGCCUCUAUUCUCGGUGACAGAGUUUGGUUCUCCUAUGCCGGACUCAGAUAGACUCUGGCAUGCUCAAACGGCCUCAGAUUGGUCUGAGAUUUUCGACCAAGUGCAUGAGUUCUCCAAUGGGUACUCUUCGGUAGGGUCAGGGGCCAGGCCGCCGAGCUUGAGGAGUAUAUUCCGGCAUUUCCUUGACGAUGAUAUUGUCAUCCAGGACGUUCAGGACAUACAUCUUACACCCAUGCAUUUACGUUUGCUACUUCACCCAUUGCAGACUUUGGUGAGCCAAUAUUGCCAACUGCUCAGCUGCUUCUCGGAUAGUGUGGCGUCAAGGUCGCGGAACAGAGCUUUCACUGCGGCGUCGACUCGAGUGCGUCUAGAGGAGGUGCAGGCCCUGCUUGGACGUUGGUUCGAUCUGGCGCAACGAUACUUGAAGUCCAACCCUGUAUGCCCUAUGAUGCAAGCCACUCUUGUCAUGUUCCACCUCAUCAGCCUGAACGCCGUGACCGAUUUCCCUGAGAUCGAGAGGCUUGCACGACAGGAGGGCGUGGAUGGUUCGUAUCAACAGAUGCUCUGGAUCCAAAAGAAGUGCAUCUCCGACGCACAGGAAGCUGUUAUGCACGCCGGCCAAGUACUUCGUCUUACUAGAGAGAUGUCUCGGGGAAUCCGUCCGCCAUGGUGGGCUGGUGCCGUCUACCGGGCUGCACUUGUUCUUUGGACAGAGGCGUUGUCUCAUAAUGAACCAUCGAAUGCUAGCCAUCCGUCAGCGUAUCAGAAACACAAUACUGUGUUUGCAGUGGAUCGUCUCCCAGCCGAUCAUCCAACGAUUCUCAGAUACUUGACACGAAGGGAGGGUAACCCAACGUUGACAAAACUGGACGGAACGUCUGUAAGAUUGGACAGCGGGUUCACAGUCCUCUCACAUUGUGUCGAGAUCCUUGAUGAAGGCGUUGCCACCAGGUUCUCAGAUGGCAUUCGCAGCAAGCUGGAGAAGCUGGCGAGAGGUUGA
Molecule: messenger RNA, 2976 nt
Organism: Dothidotthia symphoricarpi CBS 119687
Lineage: Eukaryota; Fungi; Ascomycota; Dothideomycetes; Pleosporales; Dothidotthiaceae
Product: transcription factor Cmr1
Exons: 3
Coding region: 1-2976 (991 amino acids)
Biological process (GO): regulation of DNA-templated transcription; DNA-templated transcription
Molecular function (GO): DNA binding; zinc ion binding; DNA-binding transcription factor activity, RNA polymerase II-specific
Source: RefSeq, a predicted model, not a curated record